CUCUCCAGGGGCAGGGGGUUAGUACAACCAUGUAUCAGCAUCAGCUAGCAAUAGUCAUUGUAUUUUGUAGUAACAAUUUACAUGGUCGACGUAAUCGUCCUUGUAUGGCCAUUGGCACAUGGCCAUAUUCUAUGCUGUCAAUAAUGACUUCCCUUUUGGCAGUUUUACUACUGUUUGUAUGCCGGUAUAGUUUAGAUCUACAGUAGAUCUACCCGUGUCAUGCCGCAACAAGCGCUGCUGGAAUGAGCGCCCCAUUGCGGUAUUGGCCCUACUGCAGUACUGGCCCCUGGCCCUCAUGCUCACGGGCCUCAGUUCCCCCAAGCAACUGACAUGACAUUAUUGAUUUUUGGUGUUUAGAGACUCGGUGGUGUAGGAUAGUAUAGGCUUCAUGAACAGAAUCUGAUGUAGCCCUAGCCCUAGGCCUAGGCUUAGGUACAUGUACAAUCAUGUAUGUAUUGUAGGUGCCUAACGUCAGUCUAGUAUUUACGACGUUGACGCGUGCAUCGGACACUGUUGCACUGACUGCGCCACCGAGUCUGUGGGAUAAGAUCUGAGAGGGAGGUCCUGCGAGUUUGUUAUCAAUGGUUUUUCAGGGUGUAGUCGAAAUAGGUCGUGGACAAACAAGUCGAAGGAGGUGCGCUUGUCUGUCCUGCUGCGCCGCACUUCGGCUUACUACUACUAGUGUAACGAUUACGUGGUCGCUGAAAGGCGCACACCUAGAGGAGGCCUCGCACCCACUGUUUCCAAACAGCAUCGCGGUUACGAGUCUCGUCAUACCCGUGCCGCUAGAACAACCGAUUCUGUUUAUAAUCUUUACUGGCACUCGUGAAAGAUCAGGAAUGAGGAGAGCGGUGGUGGUAGUUGGUUGAAUCGAGUUCUAAGACUUCGAAAGCAAGAUCUUUCCUGAACUCAACAGCGGAGUAGCAACGUUUUGGCAAGUGACUCUCAGUUGCACUGGGAACGUUUUGAUAUCCUGAAAAAAUCCAUCCAAGACUGAGUUUAUAACGUCCCUAAUGAUGUUGGAACACAGGAGUGCCAUGCACGAAAUGGUUGCAUCGCUAGCUAAUGCCACUGGAGUCACCGAGCUGCAGCGGCAAGGAGACAUUCUGGUGAAGCAAGCACAACUGGCAAUGCAGGACCGUCUAAAGGCACAUAGCAGCGAAUUGAGCGAGCUGAGGCAGGAGCUAAGUCGCCCCAUUACGGCGAACGUACCUGAUCACCAGCGGGUUAUUGAUGAUUUGUCAUCGGACAGGCGUCUUGCAUUGCAACGCGUUGCUGAGUUGGAAGAAGAAGUCAAUGACUUGAAACUGGUGUUCAUUCUAGGAAAGAAGCUUUCACAAGAAGAUGAGCUGAAGGAGACUAUAGCAAGUCGAACUGAGCAGGUAAAGCGUGAUGAAGAGAUCAUGAGGAAAGAAUUUGAGAGAUUGCGUAAGGAGAAUUUUGAACUGGCCGACAGACUUCUGGUUGCUCAGCGGGAACGCAAUGAGGUCAUUGAAGAGCGCAACGUGGCAAUCCAGAGAUCGGAGCGGCUGGAGCAAGUCGUCAGUGUGCUGAAGAAACGCAUUUCAGCUGGUAGCGCGGCUGGUGAAAUGGGCAGCAGUAUCAAUAUUGCUGGCAGUACAGCUAGUUUAGCGACGAUGGCACAGGCAGCUGACGGUACCCGGAUAACCUCGGCAUCAACUACACAUACACCUACGAGUACGACGGGGCACGCAAGAAAAACACUACCCCCCUAUGGUGGUACAAACGGGCAGUUGGCCGAUGGUGCUGGAAGAGUGUCCAGUAUUCAAUCAGGGCAGUCCAUGGCCAGCAUCGACGGCCGGAUACAUCUUGUCAUGGGCUUAUCCCCAACUGAAACACCCGCAGCUGCUGCUGCUGACGGAGUGCUACACGGCAUAAUCAAACCGGCUCACAACAGCGGUGCGCAGGCGAUGACGAGUACACGACUUCCCGCUUCGUCCUUAGUGCACGCUGCCGCUGAUGAUGAUGAUGGUAUGUUUGAACACAUCUAUGCAACUCCAGUGGAUGUGCAGUAUGGCGAGUCUGUCGCAAGCUACGCAAUGCAUGAUGAGGAAGAUCCUUAUUCACUUCCAUUCGACACACUUCCAAAGUCCAUGCAAUUGAGUACCUCUCCAGGGAAAAAAUCGGCCACAAGUACUGUUUCUCCGUAUGCAUCCCAAGCAGUGACAAUUAACUCAAUGCGGCCGAGAAUUGGCUCAACUGGGCCACCUAUCAAACCGUAUGCUGACGUGAGGAAUGCCGCAACGCCUGAAACACUACCCGUCGGGUCAGGUUUGCAGCGGCGGCACCAGUGGCAGCAGCAGCAGGCAAGCAGCAAUGCUGCGGCGGCAUCAAUGACAUCAAUCAAAUCUGAACCAGUGUACAGUGUGCCGCACAAACCAAGUGGCAGCGGUGGUUGCGCUGCAGUCGUUCAACGUAGAAUGACCGAGUCGGCUCUCGGCAAAGGCCAGGCAAAGCCAGCAAUACAAAGCAAAUCUUCGUCGUUCACCAACCCAGCGUCUGCGUCUUCCCCUUACAGUGCCACACACACUCGCCCUCGCCUGCAAACUGCCAGCCCAAGCGUCAAACCACCUGCAUUACCUCAACGAAGUGGAACUCCUACUCAGCCUUCCAUCACCAAAACUCUAUCAAGAACUCAGAUUUAGUGCGCCCAAUCUAGGACCACCAUGGUAUAUGCACUAGCAAUGUGAAAAGAUCCACCAUGCCGGUGCAUGUACAAGCAAGGUGAACUGAUCUAUAGAUAUAUACAGCUGUAUCCUGUGAUGUGUCCUGUGAUGUGUUGAUACACCAGUAAGCGCUGGCUGAGUCGUUUACUCCAGGUGCAUGAAUUGAUGCUGUUCAGUUUCAGUUUGUGCUGGAGUUGAAGUCCCGAUCACUAGCCGGCCAGUGUCAGUGUGUCUUCCCCAGUCUAGGCACCACAUCGCAGUGUACACGGUGUACGGUCACAGUCACUGAGCGGUUAGCUUCACCAUUGGCAUUGGCCUAAUUACAGUACUAAAAACAACAAUGUUGAAGCCAGAUUCCAGACUGCUUGCUUGCCCCCCCCCCCCUCUCCCCGCAGCAUUCGUUGUGCUCUUGUUACGGCACAAUAUUUGCUUUUAUAGUAGCGCUGCUGCACUGUUGAGCUGAUAAUCCUUUCUAUUCAUUGCACAGUAACAUACUGUUUGACAUUUUUGACCAUUUGACUUGAUUUCAAGGUCGCUAACUAGCUGCA
Molecule: messenger RNA, 3235 nt
Organism: Sycon ciliatum
Lineage: Eukaryota; Metazoa; Porifera; Calcarea; Leucosolenida; Sycettidae
Exons: 1
Coding region: 1014-2666 (550 amino acids)
Source: RefSeq, a predicted model, not a curated record